This is a messenger RNA of Salvelinus fontinalis (brook trout), 7282 nucleotides long. RefSeq names its product CTTNBP2 N-terminal like b (gene cttnbp2nlb). The coding region runs from base 135 to 1976 and encodes 613 amino acids. Lineage: Eukaryota; Metazoa; Chordata; Actinopteri; Salmoniformes; Salmonidae. The transcript has 5 exons. The record is from RefSeq and is a predicted model, not a curated record.
UCUGUCUUGUCAAAGACCGUUGUCUUAUUCGCCACUGGGAUAAGCGCUCGGAUACUCGGGUUCAACUAUUCAUUUUUAUUUUAACGUUUAAGUUUGUAUGUUGUUGUAAAAUUGAUGAAGUCAGGACUUAACGCAUGAAGGGGGUGAUGAUGAAUAUGGAGACUCUGAGCAGGCCGGAGCUCCUGAAGCUCCUCAGCAUCCUGGAGGGAGAACUGGAGGCACAGGACACAGUCAUACACACCCUCAGGGCCCAGCACAGGGACUCGUUCGUCCAGGAGCGCUAUGGCCAGUAUGACCUCAGUGACCCCUUCCUGGCCCUGCAGCGGGAUAGCCAGACCAUGGAUGACUGGUCCCCUUCAGACCCCCAGGGCAGCGUGGUGGGGCCCAACCCUCUGGCUGUGCUGAAGCUGGUCAUGGCCCACUGCAAAAGGAUGCAGGAGAGGAUGAUGGGACAGCUGGCAGCCGCAGAGAGCAGACACAGGAGGGUGAUUGCAGAUCUGGAGGAGGAGAAGCACCGACACGCACUAGAGUCGGCGCAGGAUGAUGAUGUCACCGUCAUGCUGGAGAAGGAGAGGGAGAAACUACUGCACCAGUUGGAGGUGGAGCGUGCAGCAGUGCGUAGGCUGCAGAGGGAGCAGGAGAGGGCAGUAGGCCUGGCAGAGGAAACUCUGUCCCAGCAGCAGCAGUUGUCCUCAGACCUAACCCUGGAGCUCCAGAGAACCACCAGCCAGGCCCUGGAGGAGGCCCAGAGAGUCAGCCAGCUCCGUCUGAAACUCCAGGAGGAGAGCUGUACUUCAGAGAGCCUGAGGGGGGCCCUGGAAGCGGAGAAGGGCAGAGCAGCGCAGCUUGAGGCCAGAGCAGAGAGCCAGCUGGCUGAGUUUGACACAGAGAGGGAACAGUUAAGAGCCAGGAUCAGACGAGAAGAGGAGAGGAGCAAGGGGCUGGAGAGAGAAGUGGAGGAGCUGAGGAGGAGGUUGGAGGCAGCAGGAGAGGAAGGAAUGGUUAGGAAGGCGCAGGAGACUGCGGUGAAGGAGGUGAAGGAGGUGAAACAGUCUCCUUCAAAGAUAGCAUCAGUGGCGGCGUCAGUGGCGGCAUCAGCGGCGGCGGUGUCCACCUCGAGCCAGACAGAGCCUGAUGGGAAGGCAAGCUUUGACCCUAAAGUGACCCCUGUCUCAAAGGUCAACGGGCAUCACCCUAACCCUCCGCGGGACACUGACCCCCCUCAGGAGGGCGGGGCUGUGGAGAACGGUGGGGUAGAGAGCGAGUCCGGAGCAAGUCUUCCCUCCCCUCUCCACCCUCACCCUCCUCACCCCCACUGCCAACCUCACCCUAACCUCUCCCCCUCCAGCACGGCCUCCUCCUCCCUCUCCUCCUCCCCCAUCUCCUCCCCCACGCUGGCUAAGCGUCUGGUCAGCCCCGGUGGCUUCCACACGUCCUCCUACCAGGCUGGAGUCAACCAGCGCUUCCACGCCGCCAGGCAUAAGUUCCAGGUGCAGGCUGAGCAGGAGCAGCUCCAGCAGGGUAGCACGGCUCCCCUCUCCCCCCGGGACCUGUCCCCUACAACCACCCCCAUCCCUCCACCCUCAGAGAACAGCACGGCCAAGCAGCUAGCCCGAAACACCGUCACCCAGGUCCUGUCCCGUUUCACCAGCCAGCAGGCAGGGGCCAAGCUACCCCCACUGAACAGCUCUCCGUUUGGGACUGACUACCGGAGCCUGGCAGCCUCCCCUCCUGGGGGGAAAACCUCGCCUGGAGGACCCCUGUCCCCAGGUAUACGCUCGCCCCUCACCCCUCGGUCCGAGCGGUGCUACCCGCCCCCCGUUCCUAAGAAACCGGGUAUGAGCCCCUCUCCAGGCUCCCCCGACCCCCAAGCCGGGGCCAGCCUCUUCCCAGAGCUGACGGGGGGCUGUGGGCUAAGCAGCAGUGGGCAGGAGGGGACUAAGGAGCCAGACCUGGUACUCUCCUCCGGUAGCUAACAGCUAAGGGCCACGGCAGCUAGAAACUGAUCUAGGAUCAGCAUAGCCUUCCCAAAUCCUUCCCAUCUUUAACCAUUAGGGAGAAAAAACAAAACGGACCUAGGAUCAGUAUCUGUGAUCAGCUUUGUCUUAUUCCCCAAGGAGCCAGUGCUGUCCUCCAUCAGCUAGCAGCUAGCUGCGUAUGGCCUUCCUCAUUCCAGAUACACUAGUUUCUCUCUCCCAUUUGCACUUGCUCACUCACCUUUAGGCCAGAGAUUCAAUCCGAGCGCUCUAGUCAACAAUGCAGCUUUUAAAGGCAAUGUUGCUGGGUUCAAAUAGAUCGCAUUCAAGGUAAACGCUGCUGAUGUUGGCUCAAUCGGAAAUUACCUCAGAGACAGUAAAGAAAGCAAGACAUCUCACAGGAUCCUUUUUUCUGGUCGGGCGGGUGAGGCGAGCGAGCGAGCGAGGGGAUAAGUAGACCAGAGCCAGCUGUUAUUGGUUAGUUUUGCAUUGAAAAAAAAUUGUCAAGGUUUCUGUCUGUGUUCCUCUCUCACGUGACCAUCUUUGAGCAUGCUUUCCCGCGUGAACUUAUGUGAGAAAGCAGGCUCACACAAGAGAGGGAACGCCCACUUAAACAGACAGGAACUUUUUUUUUUAAAUGUCAAUGGUAAACGGCCUUUUUAAGACAUUUUCAUUAUCCACCAUCUUUGAUUACCUUUAAAUGUCAAGCGCUUUAAUGUGGGUCCACCGCGGUCUGGAUUGGAUCCUGGCCUUAAUCUCCUGGAUGUCCUGCAGCAGGCAGAAAAUGCUCUGCAACUGUCUACCUACCACUACUUAUACCAAAUCUGUAGGCCCUAUUUUGACCACAUAUAUUAUCCGCUUAGUAUCAAAUGAAAGCUCAAACACUACCUAGCAAACUGUCUGAAACACUGUCUAGUUAACAUGAAAUCUAUAAUAUACUGGGCGUUAUUGGAUUCGUAAGAUUUAUUUUAUUUGGAAUUUAUGGAUAGUUUUUUAUUCUUUUGAUAUGUAAUAUAUCUUUAUACCUAGUUUAUUGUAUUCCAUAGCCAUGUUUAAAAGUGAUGUUAUUAAUUAUGCAUUUAGUUAUUCUAGGACAUUAAUUAAUGAAUCACUCAGCCCAAGUCCACUUUGCAGUCUCGUCCAAUGAACUAAUACAAAGGCUGCAUGGAGAGGGGAGUCUUUACAUGGCAAGAGGAUUCAAAUGUAAUCUGUUGAUUGCACAUGUACAGUUGAAGUCAGAAGUUUACAUACACCUUAGCCAAAUGCAUUUAAACUCAGUUUUUCACAAUUCCUGACAUUAAUCGUUGUAAAAAUUCCCUGUCUUAGGUCAGUUAGAAUCACCACUUUGUUUUAAGAAUAUGAAAUGUCAGAAUAAUAGUAGAGAGAAUUAUUUAUUUCAGCUUUUAUUUAUUUCAUCACAUUCCCAGUGGGUCAGAAGUUUACAUACACUCAAUUAGUAUUUGGUAGCCUUGCCUUUAAAUUGUUUAACUUGGGGCAAACGCUUCGGGUAGCCUUCCACAAGCUUCCCACAAUAAGUUGGGUGAAUUUUGGCCCAUUCAUCCUGACAGAGCUGGUGUAACUGAGUCAGGUAUGUAGGCCUCUUUGCUCGCAUAUGCUUUUUCAGUUCUGCCCACAAAUGUUCUACAGGAUUGAGGUCAGGGCUUUGUGAUGGCCACUCCAAUACCUUGAUUUUGUUGUCCUUAAGCCAUUUUGCCACAACUUUGAAAGUAUGCUUGGGUUCAUUGUCCAUUUGGAAGACCCAUUUGCGACCAAGCUUUAACUUCCUGAUUGAUGUCUUGAGAUGUUGCUUCAAUAUGUUCACAUAAUUUUCCUUUCUCAUGAUGCCAUCUAUUUUGUGAAGUGCACCAGUCCCUCCUGCAGCAAAGUACCCCCACAACAUGAUGCUGCCACCCCCGUGCUUCACGGUUGGAAUGGUGUUCUUCGGCUUGCAAGCCUCCCCCUUUUUCCUCCAAACAUAACGAUGGUCAUUAUGGCCAAACAGUUCUAUUUUGGUUUCAUCAGACCAGAGGACAUUUCUCCAAAAAGUACGAUCUUUGUCCCGAUUUGCAGUUGCAUACCGUAGUCUGGCUUUUUUAUGGCAGUUUUGGAGCAGUGGCUUCUUCCUUGCUGAGUGGCCUUUCAGGUUAUGUCGAUAUAGGACUCAUUUUACUGUGGAUAUAGAUCCUUUUGUACCGGUUUCCACCAGCAUCUUCACAAGGUCCUUUGCUGUUGUUCUGGAAUUGAUUUGCACUUUUCACACCAAAGUACGUUCAUCUCUAGGAGACAGAACGCGCCUCCUUCCUGAGAGGUAUGACGGCUGCGUGGUCCCAUGGUGUUUAUACUUGCGUACUAUUGUUUGUACAGAUGAACGUGGUACCUUCAGGCGUUUGGAAAUUGCUCCCAAGGAUGAACCAGACUUGUGGAGGUCUACAAUUUUUUUCUGAGGUCUUGGCUGAUUUCUUUUGAUUUUCCCAUGAUGUCAAGCAAGGAGGCACUGAGUUUUAAGGUAGGCCUUGAAGUACAUCCACAGGUACACCUCCAAUUGACUAAAAUGAUGUCAAUUAGCCUAUCAGAAGCUUCUAAAGCCAUGACAUCAUUUUCUGGAAUUUUCCAAGCUGUUUAAAGGCACAGUCAACUUAGUGUCUGUAAACUUCUGACCCACUGGAAUUGUGAUACAGUGAAUUAUAAGUGAAAUAAUCUGUCUGUAAACAAUUGUUGAAAAAAUUACUUGUAUCAUACACAAUGUAGAUGUCAUAACCGACUUGGCAAAACUAUAGUUUGUUAACAAGAAAUUUGUGGAGUGGUUGAAAAACAAGUUUUAAUGACUUCAACUGUAGGUGUAUCAUGACACUACUUUUACAGAUGUAUGCUCCCAUCUGACUUUCCCCUGCCUGGUCUAAUCUGUAGCUUAUCACCAUAUCUAGCAGUACCUGCACUGAAAGUUAUCAUGUCUUUCACUGUAGUUUGUACCAGAUUACAUUCUGAACAUAGUUUACUAAAGCAAUAAGGCCCAAGGGGGUGUGAUAUAUGGCCAAAGCAAUGCGGAGUACCUGGACAGAGACAUUAGCCGUGGUAUAUUGGCCAUAUAUCACAAACCCCUGAGGUGCCUUAUUGCUAUUAUAAAGUGGUUACCAAUGUAAUUAGAGCAGUAAAAAUAAAUGCUUUGCCAUACCCGUGGUAUACAGUCUGAUAUACCACGGCUGUCAGCCAAUCAGCAUUCAGGGCUCGAACCAUCCAGUUUAUAAUAAAGCACAAUGUUGUAAAUAAUACAAAUCAUUCAAAAGCAUAAUUUGAAGCUCUGCAUUACACCCCAUUAUGUCUGGUCUCUGCAGCUCUCCGCAUUACACCACAUUAUGUCUGGUCUCUGCAGCUCUCCGCAUUACACCCCAUUAUGUCUGGUCUCUGCAGCUCUCCGCAUUACACCCCAUUAUGUCUGGUCUCUGCAGCUCUCUGCAUUACAUCCCAUUAUGUCUGGUCUCUGCAGCUCUCUGCAUUACACCACAUUAUGUCUGGUCCCUGCAGCUCUCUGCAUUACACCCCAUUAUGUCUGGUCUCUGCAGCUCUCUGCAUUACACCCCAUUAUGUCUGGUCUCUGCAGCUCUCUGCAUUACACCACAUUAUGUCUGCUCUCUGCAGCUCUCUGCAUUACACCACAUUAUGUCUGGUCUCUGCAGCUCUCUGCAUUACACCACAUUAUGUCUGCUCUCUGCAGCUCUCUGCAUUACACCACAUUAUGCCAGCUCUCUGCAGCUCUCUGCAUUACACCCCAUUAUGUCUGGUCUCUGCAGCUCUCUGCAUUACACCACAUUAUGUCUGCUCUCUGCAGCUCUCUGCAUUACACCACAUUAUGUCUGCUCUCUGCAGCUCUCUGCAUUACACCACAUUAUGUCCGGUCGUAUCUACGUGUUGUCUACUACAUACACUAGAAUAGUGAAUACACUGAAUUUUUAACAAGGGAAAAGCUUCCCUAAGACAUACCUUACACUGGGCCUUCCCUAAGACAGACCUUACACUGGGCCUUCCCUAAGACAGACCUUACACUGGGCCUUCCCUAAGACAUACCUUACACUGGGCCUUCUCUAAGACAGACCUUACACUGGGCCUUCCCUAAGACAUACCUUACACUGGGCCUUCCCUAAGACAGACCUUACACUGGGCCUUCCCUGAGACAGACCUAACACUGGGCCUUCUCUAAGACAGACCUUACACUGGGCCUUCCCUAAGACAGACCUUACACUGGGCCUUCCCUAAGACAGACCUUACACUGGGCCUUCCCUAAGACAGACCUUACACUGGGCCUUCCCUAAGACAGACCUUACACUGGGCCUUCCCUAAGACAUACCUUACACUGGGCCUUCCCUGAGACAGACCUAACACUGGGCCUUCCCUAAGACAGACCUUACACUGGGCCUUCCCUGAGACAGACCUAACACUGGGCCUUCCCUAAGACAGACCUUACACUGGGCCUUCCCUAAGACAGACCUUACACUGGGCCUUCCCUAAGACAUACCUUACACUGGGCCUUCCCUGAGACAGACCUUACACUGGGCCUUCUCUGAGACAGACCUUACACUGGGCCUUCCCUGAGACAGACCUUACACUGGGCCUUCCCUGAGACAGACCUUACACUGGGAUAGAAAAAUAAGGUGACACUUAAAUAUGUACAACUUUUUUUAUUCCGGGACAAUUUCUUCUUGUUUUUUCCAAAAGGGACCAAAUUCAGAAUAAGCGUCUUUCUUGUAUGUUAAUAUUGUUUACCUGGAUUUGAGUUUGAACCGUCUAUCCUUGUGUUUAAAGCAGAUAGUGACAGACUGGUUUUAUACCUUUGAAGUCCUCCCAGACCUUUUGGCGAACUCACACAUUUUAUAUAUAAAAGGGACUAGCGAGGGGUCAGAUCUGUACCACUGUAUCAUUCUUUUGUAACUGAGUAGAUCUAACCCGUCGUCUAUUUUUACACCUUUGUCAAAAUGGGAACAAGUGGGAAGUCAUUAAUGACAUGACUGUACUGUGUUUCAUAACCUGAAUCUAACAACAUUUUGUCACUGUUGUUGGUCUCAUAUUUGUGGUAUUUAAGAAGGUUUUAUAAGAUGAUAUUAACAAAGCAGGGCACAAUGAUAAGAAAGCUUUUAUUUGUUCAAAAUAAUCUCCUGCUGUCUUCCAGAAGUUACCUAACCCAAACUAUUUCUCAACAUUUCUGUCUUCUAAUUAUUCUAAAUGUACGUAAGCAUUUUUCUUAUGUAUUGUUUCACAACUGAACUAUUCAUAUAAUGAUUUUUCAAUUGCAAAAUAAACAUCCCAACCAAGCA